Molecule: messenger RNA, 330 nt
Organism: Condylostylus longicornis
Lineage: Eukaryota; Metazoa; Arthropoda; Insecta; Diptera; Dolichopodidae
Exons: 1
Coding region: 1-330 (109 amino acids)
Source: RefSeq, a predicted model, not a curated record
AUGACUUAUGCAGUGGAAACUAAGGCGGAGACAAGCAAAACAAAAGCCAACUCGCGUGCAGCAGAAAUGAAAACGCUUAGAAAAAUAGCAGGACGCACAUUGCAAGAUAGAGUUCCGAGCGCAGAAAUAAGAAACAUGUUAGAUGUUCAAGAUGUGGUAAGAUGGGUAAGAGCUAGGAGGCGUGCCUGGAAUGAACACGUCUCUAGAAUGCAGAGUGACCGCAUUGCAAAAAUAGCAAGGGAUGGCAAGCCAAGCAACACCAGGCCGCCAGGCAGACCACCUAAAAGAUGGAUCGAGUGCUGGACAUCAACUUCUCAAGAGGCGAACUAA